GAUUAAAUGGUCGAAGCAUUCAUAUUUGUAUACUGAGCCUUAUGAGCCAAUUGUACAUAGAACUUUUGACAACAAUCAACCUGAACUUUUGUACAUUCCUGAAAUAUUUGCAAUACAAAUUAUAAAAGAUUUUUUUGCUGAAAUAAUGGCUGGAGGUCGUGGGUUCAGAUAUCCAGAUUAUGAUGAAUUGUCACAAAUUGAUACUCUUAGUUUUUCACUAAAUAUCGCUCUUUUCAAAACUAAGAAAACCGACUAUAUUGAAAGGAUUCAAAGCAGUGAAAAAAAAUUUACUCCUACCGUCGCUCCAGUGAUAAAUAUUGACAGAUUUAAAGCGGAAGAGUGGAAAAAUUAUAACGAAAAAAUUCUUGAAAAAAAAAAACAAACUAAAAUCGACCAAGACUGGGCUGAGGUUUACAGUAAAUUUAUAAUGUUUAAGUCGAUUUAUGAUUCCAUCAAAACACAAACGUUUGUGGCUGAAAAUCUAAAGACUAAAGCAAUCAAUAAUAUGAUCAGACAAGCGAUUCCAGAAUCAAUGUUCUCGGAAAUAUCAAAAUUGAGAAAGGUCUUUGAAUAUACCGUGAUUGUUAUAGAAAAUGAGAAUAUUAGUUUAGAAAAUUUUCUUGAAGAAAUACGAGAUUUAAACAUUACUUUAAAUUAUCUUCAGGAGAUUAAUAAAGAUGGUUUUUUGGCUUUACUUAGCGCUAUCAUGAAUAAAAAAGAG
Molecule: messenger RNA, 721 nt
Organism: Dentiscutata erythropus
Lineage: Eukaryota; Fungi; Glomeromycota; Glomeromycetes; Diversisporales; Gigasporaceae
Source: the annotation of a GenBank genome assembly